AUGUUGUUUAAGAUCUUGUUUACUGUUACUUUAAGUGCUAUAGUAGUCAAUGGUAUAAGUUUUGAUUCUUCCAAACAUUGUUCAUGUAGUCUACUAUCAGAAACUGAUUGCAUUAACUAAAAAUCAUGGUGUCAAUGGGAUCCUAAUGAUAAAGAAUGCAUUGAUAUAUAUGCUAUAUGUGAGAGUUACACAGAAGCCAUAACUUGCUAACCUAAGCUUGGAUGCUUUUGGAAUAUGAAUUAAGAAUGUGCAGAAUUUACAAGUUGUUCAGAAUAUACAGAUAAAUAAUGUCCAUUAGGACUUUGUAAGGUUAUUAAUGAGAAAUGUACAACCUUAUAAGUAGAGAAAUGUUCAUCAAAGACAACAAAAGAUGAAUGUAAUGAAAGUUAUGAUUCAAUGGAUUCCCAUUGUUAAUGGAGUAAGGGUUCUACUUGUAAUUCUUUACCAAACAUUCCAAGUUGUGGAGGUUUAGCAGAUUUUGAAGAUUAAUGUUUGGAAGUUGGUUGUUAUUUUGAGAAUGGAAAUUGUAGAGAAAAGAAAUGUUCUGACUUUACAUAAUCGGAUUGUUUAAUUACUUAUGUUAGUGGGAGUGGAAAUUAAUAUACUUAUUGUAGUUGGAAUAGUGAUACAAAGAAAUGUGUAGAAGGAAAUGAUGUUUCAAAAAUAGUUUAGAGUAUUUGCAACACAUUCACACUUCACAAUUAUAGAUGGUCAGAAGAUUAAAAAUUAUGUGUAGUAUGUGAUGAAUUGGAUGACAAUGAUCUUCCUAAUAGUUAUUCCAUAUAAUUAGGAAUAAUAUUAUUGACCAUUAUAUUACAUUGA
Molecule: messenger RNA, 822 nt
Organism: Paramecium pentaurelia
Lineage: Eukaryota; Ciliophora; Oligohymenophorea; Peniculida; Parameciidae
Source: the annotation of a GenBank genome assembly